UGCGUCGAUGAGCAAUUCCAGCAGCACUACGGACACGUAUCCGAGCAACCCCAGACCUCCGUCCACCAUGUUCCGAAGAAGGCAGCAAUGGCGGUGUCAUACCAAGGCAAACUUCCUCAUUUUUUGGCACGCGACAUUGACGCAAAGAAGGGUCUGAUCAAUGAUAUCAUCAGACGCGUCGUCCAGUGGGCUCUAUACGAAGUCGAAAUGUGGCAAUGCCUGGUUAGCAAAAUAGAUGCCUUGUGGGGUCUUGCUCGUGCCAGCGGAGUUAACCUUUGGUGCUCAGAAAACUCCCAGUGUCUAGAAAUACCAGACGAUCAACCUAAAGUGAAGGAGGCCUGGGUCGACUUGGGCUUCCAUGCACGUUGGUUUGUGGAGCGUCGAAUCAACCACGUCGUCGGCCAUGGCGGCUUGUUUGCCACCGAAACAACCCGGCAUCUCUUUCGUCGAGAUACUAGCUGGCCGAGUUUGCAAGUAGUCCAGGACGAUUGGGACCUACCCAAGGAGUAUGCCGGUACCAAAAUAGACUUCACUGUAAGGGACCGCGGGUCGGCAACACACGAGGACGCAAUGGACAUUGACAAUAACGACAUGAACGAACCUGGUAUCGAAAAGUUGGAUAGUCCAACCUGGUGGUCAAUCAAGAAUGUCCACACCGGACUUGCGAGCAACUUCAACAUUGGGUCCAUUGGCUUACCGAAGCUCAUCCGGGCCUUGCGCACGAAGCUUUAUGAGCGACACACAGCACUCGGGGCUCAGACGUCAGUCACAAGAGACUAUGAAGCUAUACACUUGACAGGCCUACUCUGCCACCACAUGCAACUUGUACACCCAUUCGGACAAGAUCUCCUGGAUGCCGAAGGUCGCAGCACGCGGCGCCGUGAAAGCCCAGCAGGCCCUUUUCUCAUUGGUUUCGACGACUUACCAUUCGAGGAUCUUGUGCAAGAGGAGACGCUGAGGUACACACAAUGGUUACUCGGGGUCGUCUACAAACCGCAUGGAGACAAAGACUACGGCCGGCACUCGUUGCUAGCCCAGUUGUGGGUGAGGACCUUUUGGCGAGAACUCUGCAACGGGCUUGUAAAGUCGACCAAAGAGUUGGAGUGGGAGGAGUUAGAGGAGUCGAAGGAUUCAAAGGGCUCGAAGGAGGUCAAGAAGUCAAAGAAAAAAACGAGUCCUGCGGGCGGUGGUAGGGGUGGCGGCGGUAUCGUGAGGCACGGGAGCAAGAGGGGCAAAGUCGGCAAAAAUGCCGCGACGCCAAGGUGUUGUCGACCAGCCGGUGUUCAACGAUACCUCGCUACCAACCCCUCUGACAGAGUUGACUUGGAACUGAAACAACCUUGGUACGAUUGCAAGAAGAUCUGCGGAGAGAUCAUGACUGCCGCGCCCCCGGACCACCGCGAACCUCCCCAAUGGGACUCUCGUCUACCUAAGCUCGUAGUGGUGUCGACUCCUGAGGAUAAAGAGGCAGAAGACAAGGACGAGACGGACAAGGUCAUGAUAAGCAGGUCAGUUUGGGCGACUAUAGAAAAUAUUUGGAGCCACGGCGUCGGAUCCGUCGUCAAGAGGAACGUGCUUGAGCUCUUUAGCGCGUUCGACUUUGCCCGCCAGACCCGUGAGGGAUCUCGCGAGAGGUUCAGGUGGACUCCCAAAUCCGCGUUACCGGCACCGACUGGAGCGAAUGGGCAGCCCGAAGCGAGAAGUAUCACGAUUCAUUUGCCGCACGAUGCCAACGCAGACAUGAGGAACGACCAGCUUCGGUGGCUUCGAGAGGCAUGCGCCAAUGUGGGCAUCACGGAAGAUACUAUAAAGAGGUACUACUAUUGCCAAGGGAAAUAUGCAGCUAUGCGGUUUGGAAUAUGAGCAAGGGGAAGAGAGAGGGCGGAAUCGAAGGCGUUGUGCAAUGGGAACUUUGGAUAUCUUUGAGUUUGAGGAGUUACCUCGCG
Molecule: messenger RNA, 1946 nt
Organism: Colletotrichum acutatum
Lineage: Eukaryota; Fungi; Ascomycota; Sordariomycetes; Glomerellales; Glomerellaceae
Exons: 1
Coding region: 88-1863 (591 amino acids)
Source: RefSeq, a predicted model, not a curated record